GCGAUGGAGGCGGAGGCAAUGCCCAUGGUGAAGGCGCUGGGGCUGCAGCCAGAUGAUCCGCCGGUGGUCCCGCCGCCAGCGCCCUGCCACAGUUUUUCGGGGGAGCACGGCGGUGCCCAGGUUCACGUGGUCUGCUUUGGCAAGUGCAAGGCCACCGGCGUGGACAAUGUGGGCACGGUGCCGGCGGCGCUGACCACCUACCUCGCCAUCCAGGCCUUCAAGCCAGACAUCCAGCCGCGUGCAGGCACGGCUGGCGGGUUUCGGUCGCGGAGCGCCGCCAUCGCCGACGUCUUUGUCAGCACAGGCAUGGUCAACCACGACCGCCGCAUCCCCAUCCCGGGCUUUGAAAAGUAUGGCGUCGGCGCCUUUGACGCCGUCCCCACCCCGCACCUCCAAAAGGCGCUCAACCUCAAGUCAGGCGUGGUGACCAGCGGCAACUCCCUGGACUACACAGCGGAGGACAUGGCGCGCAUGGUGCAGCACGAGGCGGCGGUCAAGGAGAUGGAGGCUGCGGCGGUGGCCUGGAGCGCCGACCUCUUUGGCUGCCCUGUGUUCUGCAUCAAGAGCGUGACCGACAUCGUGGACGGCGAACGGCCGGCGCAUGAGGAGUUCUUGGAGAACCUGCACAAGGCGGCAGAUGCGCUGCAGCACGUCGUCCCGCAGGUGAUUGAGUUCAUUGCGGGCAAGCACGUGAGCGAGCUUUGA
Molecule: messenger RNA, 705 nt
Organism: Chlorella variabilis
Lineage: Eukaryota; Viridiplantae; Chlorophyta; Trebouxiophyceae; Chlorellales; Chlorellaceae
Exons: 8
Biological process (GO): nucleoside metabolic process
Molecular function (GO): methylthioadenosine nucleosidase activity
Source: RefSeq, a predicted model, not a curated record